Messenger RNA from Ceratotherium simum simum (southern white rhinoceros), 3493 nucleotides. It is a transcript of the gene ACO1, whose product is annotated as aconitase 1. The record is from RefSeq and is a predicted model, not a curated record. NCBI's taxonomy places the organism in Eukaryota, Metazoa, Chordata, Mammalia, Perissodactyla, Rhinocerotidae.
CAGCCUAACACACCAUCAUCACCACCACCACCUGUGAACCUUCCAGUGUGCUCGCUGUCUUCCCCAUUCCGGGACACGAGGCCAUCAGGAAUCAUGAGCAACCCAUUUGCACACCUUGCUGAGCCUUUGGAUCCUGCACAACCAGGAAAAAAAUUCUUCAAUUUGAAUAAAUUGAAGGAUUCAAGAUAUGGACGCUUACCGUUUUCUAUCAGAGUUCUCCUGGAGGCAGCCGUUCGGAACUGUGAUCAAUUUUUGGUGAAGAAAAAUGACAUUGAAAAUAUCCUAAAUUGGAAUGUCACACAGCAUAAGAACAUAGAAGUACCAUUUAAGCCUGCCCGUGUCAUCCUGCAGGACUUUACGGGUGUGCCAGCUGUGGUUGACUUUGCUGCCAUGCGUGAUGCCGUGAAAAAGUUAGGAGGAGACCCAGAGAAAAUAAACCCUGUCUGUCCUGCUGAUCUUGUAAUUGAUCAUUCCAUCCAGGUUGACUUCAACAGAAGGGCAGACAGUUUACAGAAGAAUCAAGACUUGGAAUUUGAAAGAAAUAGAGAACGAUUUGAAUUUUUAAAGUGGGGUUCUCAGGCUUUUCACAACAUGCGGAUUAUUCCCCCUGGCUCAGGAAUCAUCCACCAGGUGAAUUUGGAGUAUUUGGCAAGAGUGGUAUUUGAUCAGGAUGGAUAUUAUUACCCAGACAGCCUUGUGGGCACGGAUUCGCACACGACCAUGAUUGAUGGUUUGGGCAUUCUCGGUUGGGGUGUGGGUGGUAUCGAAGCAGAAGCCGUCAUGCUGGGCCAGCCAAUCAGCAUGGUGCUGCCCCAAGUGAUUGGCUACAGGCUGGUGGGAAAUCCCCACCCUCUGGUCACGUCCACUGACAUCGUGCUCACCAUUACCAAGCACCUCCGCCAGGUCGGGGUAGUGGGCAAAUUUGUUGAGUUCUUCGGGCCAGGAGUAGCCCAGUUGUCCAUUGCUGACCGAGCUACCAUUGCCAACAUGUGUCCAGAGUACGGAGCAACUGCUGCCUUUUUCCCGGUUGAUGAAAUUAGUAUCAAGUACCUGGUGCAGACGGGUCGUGAUGAAAAAAAGAUAAAGCAUAUUAAAAAGUACCUUCAGGCUGUGGGGAUGUUUCGGGAUUUCAGUGACCCCUCUCAAGACCCAGACUUUGCCCAGAUUGUGGACUUAGAUUUGAAAACAGUAGUGCCAUGUUGCAGUGGACCCAAAAGGCCUCAGGACAAAGUCGCCGUGUCUGACAUGAAGAAGGACUUCGAGAGCUGCCUUGGAGCCAAGCAAGGGUUUAAAGGAUUCCAGGUUGCUCUGGAGCAUCAUAACGACCAUCAGACGUUUAUCUAUAAUAAUUGUGAGUUCAGCCUUGCACACGGUUCCGUAGUGAUUGCUGCCAUUACCAGCUGCACAAACACCAGUAAUCCGUCUGUGAUGUUGGGAGCCGGGCUGUUAGCAAAGAAAGCUGUGGAUGCUGGCCUGAGCGUGAAGCCUUACGUCAAAACCAGCCUGUCUCCUGGAAGUGGGGUGGUCACCUACUACCUCCGAGAAAGUGGCGUCAUGCCUUAUCUGUCUGAGCUUGGGUUUGAUGUGGUGGGCUAUGGCUGUAUGACCUGCAUUGGCAACAGUGGUCCCUUACCUGAGCCUGUGGUAGAAGCCAUCACGAAGGGGGACCUUGUAGCUGUUGGAGUUCUAUCUGGGAACAGGAAUUUUGAAGGUCGAGUCCACCCCAAUACCCGGGCCAACUAUUUAGCCUCUCCGCCCUUAGUAAUAGCAUACGCCAUUGCCGGGACCAUCAGGAUCGACUUUGAGAAAGAGCCAUUGGGGGUAAAUGCAAAGGGACAACAGGUAUUUCUGAAAGAUAUCUGGCCAACUAGAGACGAGAUCCAGGCGGUGGAGCGUCAGUACGUCAUCCCUGGGAUGUUUAAGGAGGUCUAUCAGAAAAUAGAGACUGUGAAUGAAAGCUGGAAUACCUUAGCAGCCCCAUCAGAUAAGCUGUAUUACUGGAAUCCCAAAUCUACGUACAUUAAAUCACCACCAUUCUUUGAAAACCUGACUUUGGAUCUUCAGCCCCCUAAGUCUAUAGUGGAUGCCUACGUGCUGUUAAAUUUGGGAGAUUCAGUAACAACAGACCACAUCUCUCCAGCUGGAAAUAUCGCACGGAACAGCCCCGCUGCUCGCUACUUAACUAACAGAGGCCUGACUCCACGAGAAUUCAACUCCUACGGCUCCCGCCGGGGUAAUGACGCCAUCAUGGCGCGCGGGACAUUUGCCAACAUUCGCUUAUUAAACAAGUUUUUGAACAAGCAGGCACCACAGACUAUACAUCUGCCUUCCGGAGAAAUUCUUGAUGUGUUCGAUGCUGCUGAGCGGUACCAGCAGGCAGGUCUUCCUCUGAUCAUUCUGGCUGGCAAAGAGUACGGCUCGGGCAGCUCCCGAGACUGGGCGGCCAAGGGCCCUUUCCUCCUGGGGAUCAAAGCUGUACUGGCUGAGAGCUACGAGCGCAUUCACCGCAGUAACCUGGUCGGCAUGGGGGUGAUCCCGCUCGAGUAUCUCCCUGGGGAGACCGCUGACACCCUGGGACUCACCGGGCAGGAGCGAUACACUGUCAGCAUUCCAGAAAACCUCAAACCACGAAUGAAAGUCCAGGUCAAGCUGGAUACCGGGAAGACCUUCCAGGCCGUCAUGAGGUUUGACACCGACGUGGAGCUCACUUACUUCCACAACGGGGGCAUCCUCAACUACAUGAUCCGCAGGAUGGCCAAGUAGGCCCUCGCUUCUUAGGAGCCCUGCACUCCGAGCUCUGCCAGGGAGAGCGCGGCGCCCCCAGCCGGCGGGGCCCGGGUGCAGAAGCGUCCCUCCUGCCUCCCUCAGGGUGCUGCCUCACAGAUGAGCGCCCGAGCACUGGGGUGCUGGUGCCAGGCCUCCAGGCGCAAAAUCAGCAGUUUCUACCUUCGCUAUCUCUGUUAAUCUUUUUAUCUUUUUCUAGAAUUUGAAGCUAGAAUGGUGGGAAUGUCAGUAGUGCAGGAAGAGAGAACUGAGCUCGUCUUUAAAGUUACUGAUCACAGAACGAUGAUUUGUCACUCUCACCUGGUAAUGUUCAGCUGAACACAAAUGAGUCGUCUCAGAAGGGGUCUCCCGCCCUUCUUUAGUUCCCCUCUGUUCUCCUCUCCUCCUCUGCUUUCCCUGGGGGUCACUGGCCUUUGCAUCUUAUACCAGUGUUAACUGACAGUGGUAGAGAAGAACUUUCUACACUUCAAAUCAGUGUGUCAACUCCCCCUUUUUCUUCAGAGUGAAUGAUUCUGACACCUCGUGGACAGGUCAAAUGCUGAUAUUUUUUAGUUAUGUACCUUUUGAUAGAUCAACAGUAAAGAAAUGUGAAGUUUUCUUGCACUAUCUAUCUUGAAAAAUUUUCCCAGAAAAUUCUUCAUUGGUCAAGAGGAGGACUUUGGAGGUGAACAUUUCUAAUUUGAAUAAGAUUAAAUCUAUUUUCAAGGAA